Messenger RNA from Penicillium concentricum, 1677 nucleotides. It is a transcript of the gene zrfD, whose product is annotated as putative plasma membrane zinc ion transporter. NCBI's taxonomy places the organism in Eukaryota, Fungi, Ascomycota, Eurotiomycetes, Eurotiales, Aspergillaceae. Gene Ontology annotation, cellular component: plasma membrane. The record is from RefSeq and is a predicted model, not a curated record. Gene Ontology annotation, biological process: zinc ion transmembrane transport. The transcript has 4 exons. Bases 1 to 1677 code for a protein of 558 amino acids. Gene Ontology annotation, molecular function: zinc ion transmembrane transporter activity.
AUGAAUUGCCCAUCUCGGACCGAUGACUUGCUACACGAUGGGUGGAAUCAGAACCCGCGCUUUCUUUCUCCCGACCUAACCACUCGCCAAGAUCUCAAUGGCAUCUCAAACACACGCGAGAACAAAGAUGAAUCUGGUCCAGGUAUUUUGCGGGGAAGCUCUAAUUGGAAAGGCGUUCAUCCGCUAGAGGAAAAGGAUGCGGGUAAUCACCUUAACGUGGGGUGCGAGGCGUCCCUGACAAUGUCAGGACGCCUCGCUCCCCAAAAUACUAUUAAAGAAAUCGGUCAACGGCCAAAUCCAAAUAACGAUGUUUUUCCAUCAUAUCAGAGUAUCAAGGAUUGGGCCUUGUGGCUCCUCUCCGUGCUCCUCGUCUCCGCAAUCAUUUCCUUUGACAGUCUGAAGGGGUAUUUCACAUCUAAACAACCCCUCAUACUGGAAGCACCUGUUGCACAGCAGUAUACAGAGCCCGUCAAACGAUCAAGCUGUGCCCAGGGAGGUACCCGCGGUGCAUACGAUCUACCCUUGCACGUUGCGGCCCUCUUCAUCAUCCUAGCCACUUCGAGUAUUGCAUGUGCAUUCCCCAUCCUUGCAACUCGAUUCCCACGGAUGCAUAUCCCACCCGCGUUCCUUUUUUUCGUCACCCAUUUUGGAACAGGUGUCCUCAUCGCCACAGCAUUCGUGCAUCUCCUUCCCACGGCCUUUACUUCGCUGGGAGACCCAUGUCUAUCUAAUUUCUGGACAAAAGACUACCCAGCCAUGCCGGGCGCCAUUGCCUUGGGUGGCAUAUUCCUCGUCACAGUCAUCGAAAUGGUAUUCAGUCCAGCCCAGAAUAUCUGUCGUGGGGGAAACCGGGUCCCAGCCGAAAGGCCAGCUUCCUGCCCUGAGAGUGCGAUGGUAGCUCCAAUUCCAACCCUUGAUGUUUCGGACUAUUCCAACCACGCUAGAGCGCUGAGCUCGCAAUCCGCUGGAAAUGAUGGCCGAUCUCAUUUGCGAGAUAUGGGUCCGCUGAUUGGAAGGUCUGCGAGCAUAAGCCGAGCUAUCAAUCGCAUGGGCGAAGGUACUGAAGAUGUAGUUCGCGUUGCAUCUGCGCCUGAUAUCCCAACUCAUCACGAGAAGGAUAACGGGACUAUCCAGACAGACAUGGAGCGUAAUGAAGACAACUUCGCCUUAACCCCUGAGCAGAAGCAGAAGAAAGAGACCAUGCAGGUCUACCUUCUUGAGAUGGGCAUUCUUUUCCACAGUGUGUUUAUUGGCAUGUCACUCAGUGUAUCGGUUGGGAAUGAAUUUGUGAUUCUGCUGAUUGCCAUUGUAUUCCAUCAAACAUUUGAAGGCCUGGCGCUUGGGUCUCGUAUUGCCUCGCUUCCCUGGUCAGAAAAGCAAAUUCAGCCUUGGAUCAUGUCCCUUGCAUAUGGAUGCACAACGCCAAUCGGGCAGGCUAUUGGCCUCGCAACUCACACACUCUACAGCCCCGACUCGGAGGUUGGUCUACUUGUUGUCGGCGUCAUGAAUGCCAUGUCAGCUGGGCUUUUGAUUUUCGCCUCCCUCGUGGAGUUGAUGUCGGAAGACUUUCUCAGUGACGAGAGCUGGCGCAUUCUCCGUGGAAAGAGAAGGGUGUAUGCCUGUAUACUGGUAUUUUUGGGUGCUUUCUGCAUGAGCAUCGUUGGUGCCUGGGCCUAA